This is a messenger RNA of Rhincodon typus (whale shark), 2099 nucleotides long. Its product is annotated as centrosomal protein POC5-like. Gene Ontology annotation, cellular component: centrosome. The record is from RefSeq and is a predicted model, not a curated record. The transcript is spliced from 4 exons. Lineage: Eukaryota; Metazoa; Chordata; Chondrichthyes; Orectolobiformes; Rhincodontidae. Bases 82 to 555 code for a protein of 157 amino acids.
UCUGACUCUGAACACAGAAGAGAUGAUCCAAAUCACUGCUUUGACUCUGCACCCCAAGCAGAUGGAGGUUUGGUUGCUCCUAUGUCUACAACUUUGGAUCCUUCAAUUCCUUUCGAAUCUGAUCGGAUGGUUGCUUUACAUUUUGGUUCCACAAAUGUUGAUCAACCCAGACCUGGGGAGCCAAGUAUUCAACCAGUUACUGUUGCUAUGUCCUCUUCAGCAUCGGGAUUCCAAGCCACUCAGAAACUGCCCAUGACUAAGUGCGUGAUAUCAACACAGCAAAACGCUGGAAAAACCAUAAUGGCACGUUUGACAGGGCGAUCUGACCCAUUCCUGAAAGGAGUUAAAUUUGGAUCAUGCCAGGGAGUGGCACCACCAAUGACUACAGUAUGUGUAGAAAAACAUCAUCCAGUUACACAGCAAACCAUUGGUCAAGGGACAGCAGCCAAAUAUCCUCGAUCAAACCAGCCUCCCUCAGCAGGGAAAGUUGCAGGUCAGAAUGCAAAAUCACCUCCUGUCAGCUGUGGCGUCCAAUCAAUAAAAGUUGUUGACUGAGUGCCUCAUCAUCAAAAAUGCCAGAAAGCUAGUGAGUGGGUGACGCAUUGUGGAAGCCAGUGAAGUCUCCAGGCUUUUCCAUCUUUGGGUUUUCAAUUGUCACCCUUAUUAAUGCUAAUGAUCUAACCUAUAUGCAAAUUUGCAAUUGCAUUAUUGGACAUGGUGUCCAUUCAAAGUAUUUUGCAGAACGUAUAGGGUUUGACUUGUGCAGGAAAUGUAUCAAUAGUCUUUAAAUGCUGCAAAACUCACUGUAUUGAUUACAGGGUUAAAACUGAUGCUUCAAUUUUUUUGGCUCAUUAAGAAAAGAUCACUGAGCAGUGGCCAGAAAGCACCACUGAAGGCAAAAUGCUUGUGUGGGACUAGGUUCUAUGAAGGUUCCAUGAAAUUGAAAUUGAACACUGAAGCAUCUCUCAGUAGAACCUUGUAAAGUUUUAUGAACUCAACCAUAAGGUUGUUUUUGUUUAAAGACAGCAUCUAUCAUUGAAGGAAUUGUGGGUUAAGGAGAUGUAGCUCCACAAUUGGAGUUGUACAGUAUUCCCCACACUAUUUUUCAAACCCAUGGAAGAAGUAUUUGGCAAUGUGUUUUAUAUGUUACUAUUUAUGUGCUUUAUGAUAAUACAACUAAGUGGUUGCAUAAAAAUACACUUUAAGUAAUGCUGGAUUAAGUAGAAUCCUUGAAUAACAUUAAUGCUCAAUUUUAUUUCCAUUUCCUGUCUGCUAAUCAUAUUAUGGGCCAGGAUAUAUUGUCAAAAUCUGUGGUAGUAAGAGGGACAUCUUAGGAAAAACUACUUGAGCAACUUCUAAAACAAGUUGUCACUAAUAAUAGAUUGCAGAAUUAAAUCUUUUGACUGGAAAGCAUCAUUAAAACACUUUUUUUAUAUUUUAAUUUUGUAUCAAUGCUGCCAUUUAUAUUGUCUUAUCAAGUACAUUUAUGUAAUCAAUUUCCGGCAUUGCCAUUGGGAAUUUAAAAUCUGAAUUCAUGCAGUUUUUAGAAAUGUGCUGAAACAGCAGACAUGAUGCAGAGCACCUGUCUGCUGUUUUUAUAAGAAUGGCAGAGUGCAAUUUGGGAAAAGGAAUACUAAUUUUUUUGAAACUCAAUUUCUUCCACUCUCCCCAUUUAUGCAAUAAUAAGGGACAUUGAUAGACUUUGCAGUGUUAAGGGGUGUGGGAUGGUAAUAUUAUCGUUGAGAUAUAUAUGGCCUUAAUGUGUCUUAAAUUUGUUUUACCUGUUCAAAGCAAGAAUGUUAUUGAACCUGAUCCAUCCCAUAUACUAAAGAAUACUGACAUUGGGCUUGGCACAGCUGAGUGUUAGAUCAUGUUUGAACUAGUCAUCAGAAACAAUUGUUUUUAAUUUUCAUAGUUAAAACUUGUUUGUCUUAAAAAAAAAUAAAAAAUUUUGCCAAAUAUAUUUGGUUUGAAGAGCCAGUUUUUGUAAUAUAACUUAUAAUUCCUAUUCAACUGUGCAGUGUAAGCAGUUUUGUUCAUUUUAGGAGUACAAAUCGAAGUUUGGUUUACAGGUAUAAUGUAAAUUUCUUCUGUAUAAA